This is a messenger RNA of Closterium sp. Naga37s-1, 492 nucleotides long. The record is from the annotation of a GenBank genome assembly. NCBI's taxonomy places the organism in Eukaryota, Viridiplantae, Streptophyta, Zygnematophyceae, Desmidiales, Closteriaceae.
AUGUCAACGGGAGUUGUGUCUUGGCCCCGUCCUCGCUUGGGCGGAGCCGACUUCGUGGUCGGGUGUGAGGGGAACAGCCGACCUACAGCAGUGGGCGAGCUGGUUGACGAGGAGGUCGACCUGCACUGGGGCCAGUGCAUGGGCGCCGACUUCAGGGUGGCGCCGACUUCAGGGAGGCCGGCAGCUGUGCGACUCACCACCAUGGUUGGCGUGGGUGACGCUGGUGUUGCAGACACCAUGGAGGCGCGGCUGGCAGGCGCGAGGAGACGCCAUGAGGCGCAGGAGUUUGGCGACCUCCCGUGGGCGGUCGUCGAGGCUGGCAUCCGCUCCGUGUGGGCGACAGAGCACCCUCCGUCUCAGCCUGCUUCUCCUCGACCGGUGAACACCGAGGGCGGCGUCGACGUGGGCGUCAACGCCAGAAGUGGCCAAGUCGGCAGCAGUGCGGGAGGCACGUCGAGGCAGCGUGCAGCCCCUGUCGUGGACCCCCCUUAA